CUCGGUGUAUUAUAUACCGUGAUGACAUAGAUACUCUGUGUAUUAUAUACCGUGAUGUUUACAUACUAGUUCUAGUACAUACAUGAAGAAGGAAAUAGGUCCAGAUUUUCGUACUGCUUCAAACAGCAUUCCGCACCAGGAUGCAAAUGAGUUAGCUACAACACCAGGAAGGCAAAGUGUUAAUCGCAUGAUGAAUAACAACCGUAGUGCAAGCACAACUUGUUUACUCGGUUCGCUCGUGCUAUCGUCAUAGUUUCGAAAUCUUCGCGCGUCUUUUUCACAGGCGCGCUUAGAUGAGAGGUCGUGGCAUUGUGUCUUCGUUUCAUUUCGUUCUCUCGACGUUACAGCGAGACUUGAUUUGUUGUCCUGAUGCGCAGUUCUGAUGGUACUUUUCGAUUCGUGUGCGCAUCGAUCGAGAAAGGGAGCACUGCAUUUUACUGCUGCGACGCAAGAGAAAUUCAUCAGUUGCACAUCUGAAAAACGUUAUAUCUUAGGAAACCCGAAGUGAAGCCAAGAGUACCAAGUACGACCACAACAGUAUCAAAAGACCUCUCUCCUUUCACGACAAGAAUUAUGGGCAUUCUUCAAACGGCGUUGUUUGAUCAUAUGGAUCAUCAUACUGGAUGCUACGAUACUGCUCCCUCACUGGUGCAUUCAGGAACAAUAUUGGGCACACGUGGUGGUCGUGGCUCGUUGACCGGCUCCAGUUCCUUCAUCACUACGAGCACGACAGACACAGCAAAUUUCCAAGGCAUAAAUCACUAUCUUCCACCUCAACCAUUACCGACGACAAUACAGCUAGAGGGACACACUUCAUUCGCAAGUACUUCUACUUUAUCAAGUGCAAGUAGUAGGGGCCCAACAUCGUUCUUCAUGCGGCAUGCGGCGCCACCCGUGCUUCCAGCGCAACCAGACGAUGACAUAUGGAACGCUGCGUCGGAGCUAAAACAUACCUACGGGUAUCGAGAAAUCAAGAGGAAGGUACUCACUUUUCGUUAAUACAACAAUACUCAUCUAGAAAAAGAAAAAAUUAGUUUCCAUAAGGCGGAGCAAGCAUUCGCACUACUGUUGUUCGUAAUGAGCGUGAUGUUCAUUAGUUGUAUUCGAACUAUGAAGUAGAGGAGGUAGCUAUUGUGAAUGGUUCUGGUAUUUGGUAUAGCCUGAAUUUGAUCCUAUGGGAAAACAAGAAGAGAACCCUUAGGAUCAAAUUCAGGUUACCAAAUACCAGAACCAUACAUAUUGCCACGACCCACUUUCGUUCCAGAUCAACGUCGUUUCCUCAUAUGCCGCUACCGCUUGUCUAGCUGCUAUGGGACUGGGGUAUGUCGCGAGCCUUCUGAUGCCUACUGAACCAGCGAGGAAAAAAAGGAAGAGGCCAGAAUGAGGCACUUUCGCUCUCUGUAGCACUUCAAAUCUAAUGACAACGAAUAUUUGUGAUUUUUGAAAAACUAGAGAACUUUUUUUUUUUUGCUCGGUCACGACUGCCGAGCCUAUUUCGGGUAGCUAUCACCACAGAAAUACGCGAUAUGUAGUCGGAUUCAACAUCUAAAUCUUGAACAGACACCUAAAGAUAAUGACAUCAUUCAAACAAUGGGGUAAAGUUAAAAAAAGAUUAAUCUACUUUUCAACAAGAUUUCGACUAUACUUUGCAUAUAUCGUUCGUCGAAAUACUCACCAACAAAUAAGUCGAUCUAGGUUACCAACAAAUCCUUGUUUCUUGAUGCUAGUAAUUCAUUUACUUUCGGAAGUUACACUUCCAGGCAAUGAACACAGACACAUAAUCGAUCUCUAUGUAUGACGGAGCAGUCGGCCCUGAGGGAUCAAGGAGAUGAAGAUGAUAUCUUUUAUGCAGCGAAACCACGACUACUCCUGCAAUGAAAACAGUCAGAUGUCACAGAUGUUACGCUUAGUGAACAACAAUUUUCUUUUCCGCUAAAAAACGUGGAGACC
Molecule: messenger RNA, 1950 nt
Organism: Amoebophrya sp. A25
Lineage: Eukaryota; Dinophyceae; Syndiniales; Amoebophryaceae
Source: the annotation of a GenBank genome assembly